This is a messenger RNA of Tigriopus californicus, 1024 nucleotides long. RefSeq lists its product as uncharacterized. NCBI's taxonomy places the organism in Eukaryota, Metazoa, Arthropoda, Copepoda, Harpacticoida, Harpacticidae. The record is from RefSeq and is a predicted model, not a curated record.
UCAUCUCCUUGAGUGUCCUCUCUUGGACUUCGGGAUUCUCAUCAUUCCCUCAAAAAUCUCCCUUUGACUUCUGGAGACAAACCUCGAUGCGAUCUUCCAACCCUUAUGACUCUCAUGAUUUCUUCACACCAUUGAUGACCCCUUACUCCAUGUUUAAUGGACCCUUGGACAUGGUAAGAAGACAAUCUCGUCAACAGGCAGUCAUGAUGGCUGAGAGGCUCUUGUCCAAGGAUAUCGACGUUUGUAUGCAACGAGAAUUUUGCAAGUUCGGCACUUACCGAGAAGAGGAAGCCACUGACGAGACUGAGGCGGCCAGAAACACCAUUGAGAUGAUGCAAACCAUGUUGAAUGAAUUUGGAGAUGACAACGUUCAAAAAUUUCCACAUAUUCGGCAAUUGGUGGCCUCCUUUGGAGUUGGACGACAGACAGAGGAUAUGCAAAUGUGCAAAUGGCUCUUCCCUUGCCAAACCCCAAUUGAAGCUACAUCGGUGGUGAGUGGAAGGUCUACUUGUAAGGCUGCUUCCAAAGUCUGUCCCGGAAUUGCUAUCACUUGUGGUCUCUGUUCAAUUCUGUCCCCUCAAACUUGCUCUGCCGUUUGCCCUGUGACGGCCAUUUAUUGUGGUACUUCGGGCUAUGUGUGCGCCCCAAGUCCCGAAAAAUCGACCACACCAGCGCCCUCUCCCCCAACUACAACUCCUUCGACAACAGCAGCGCCAUCUAACGACCCUCCCAGGUCCGGGAUUGACGAGAAUCGCUUUGGAAUGGACACUGAUUUUACACCAACACGAUCAUCCUCAGAUCGUUUUGGCGGUGUCCAGAUCAAGCCUCGAAAUUUGAAGGCCGAUGCCCAAAUGGAACCAGAGACAUUGCUGAAGGUCCCUAGAUAUGCCGACUGGUUUUGAAGUCAAGGUGACUGAUUAUUAUUUCUGAAGAAUGUACGUAAUUGAUUCCAAUAAUGCGGAUCAUGGUUCCAAUUAGGGUAUUAUUAUUUGGGACGAGGAAAUAAAACGCGAAAAUGAUUUUA